CAAGAGUAUUUCCUUUUGUGGCCGUUACUUUAGGUGAUUUACAUGGUUAAUAUGUGUCAAUUGUUAUCCAAAGCAAUAAAAUACUUAUUAAAAGUUUAAAAUUAGUUGUUGUGAAACACAAUCAUUUAGAAUACAUAAUCAAAAACUAGACCACCCUGUGACUGCAAUGAAUUUAAAGUUAGCUGUGAUAAAUCGAACCAAUUUAGGAACUAAUAACACAAGCAAUACUGAUGAUCAUCAUAAUAUUAAAAGUAUUACCAUUAAAGAGGAAUAUAAUCAAACGGAAAACAAUACAAAAAACGAAAGAAUGAUAAAAGAGAAGGCACCAUUUCAUUACAACAACUAUCAAAAUGAGAGUGAUUACUUCAAUCAAAAUAUACUAUUUCAAAGAAACGGUCAAGAAGAAUUAAAGAUUCUGGGAAAUAUGGCAAGCAUUAAAAAUGUUUCAAAUACAAAUCCUCUAAGUGGUAACUUAAUUGAUAAACAUAGCCAAUCAAACAAUUUUAGACAAUCUACUUCUAAUAUCAAUUCCAACACAAGCUAUGACACAAAUAUUUUGUAUGUACAAGCAAAAUAUAAAUAUGUAAAAAAAAUAUUUCCGGACAAUUCUCAUCGAUCACGUGUUAACAGCGUUUUUGAAUCAUCUAGUAAAAUGAUAUAUAAUUAUACAAAAACCAAUCUAGACCGAUUUAGAAGAAGGGGAACAAUUUCAUUGCUAGGAUUAUUUGAGCUGACGACUCAAAACGGUAAACGUGACGAUGGUCUAAGUGAAAUGCAAGCUGCUAAGUUGGCCGUAAAACAUAUCAAUGCUAAAAAUAUAUUACCUGGAUACCAACUAGAGUUGCUGAUAAAUGAUACGAAGUGUGAUCCUGGAGUUGGAAUUGAUCGUUUUUUUCAUGCACUUUAUACCCGGCACAAUACUCGAAUUGUGAUGCUCUUGGGUUCGGCAUGUUCUGAAGUAACAGAAACCUUAGCAAAAAUUGUACCUUAUUGGAAUGUUCUACAGGUAUCAUUUGGCUCUACGUCACCUGCUCUUAGUGAUCGUGGACAAUUUCCUUUAUUUUAUCGUACAUCUACCCCUGAUUCUUCACAUAAUCGUGCUCGUAUUGCUUUUAUAAGAAAGUUUAAUUGGGACACUGUUACGACCUUUUCACAAAACGAAGAAGUUUAUUCAUUGGCCAUAAAUGAUCUGGUCACAGAAUUGGAAAGGGCCAACAUUUCGUGCACAGCAACAAUUACUUUUGCUGAAACUGAUUUCAAAGAACAAAUUCGAUUGCUGAAGGACUUAGAUACGAGGAUCAUAAUAGGAAGUUUUUCCCAAAAACUAGCUCCAAUAAUUUUUUGUGAAGCAUAUAAACUGAGUAUGUAUGGUUCAGAUUAUGCAUGGAUGGUACAAGAAGAUUUAGGAUCAUCAUGGUGGUUCCAAAGUACGGACGAAUGUACAGUCAAACAAUUGCAGAAUGUGGUUGAAAAUAUGAUCAUCGUAUCCAGUCACAAUAGCAUAGUAGGUCAAAAACUGUCAUAUAGCGGUCUGAGCAAUACAAUGUUUCAACAAGAACUACAAGGGCUGAAUGUUUCAAAACAUAUUUCAAGAUACGCGGCUCAGACGUAUGACGCUGUUUGGGCUAUUUCAUUAGCUUUACGUAAAGCUGAAGCAUUUUGGCGAAACCGUAACUUAGAACAAUUCAAAUUAGACAGUUUUGACUACACUCGAUAUGACAUGGCAAUGGAGUUUCUUUAUCAGUUUAGUCAGCUUAAGUUUCUGGGGGUUUCUGGUCCUGUGUCAUUUGAUGGAGCUGAUCGUAUUGGAAACACAGCACUCUAUCAAAUACAAUCAAGUAAAGUUGUUCAAAUAUCAUUAUAUUACCCAGAGACUCAGUACUUGGAUUUUGCAUGUAUCAACUGCUCAUCAAUUAAGUGGUACAAAGGACAAACACCGAUUGCAAAAAGAAUACUUAAAUUUCGUAUAGUAACCAUUUCACCUGUAGCAUUUUACACAAUUACUGCUUUUUCUUGUAUAGGAGUGUUAUUGUCAGCACUAUUUCUUUCAUUCAACUUAUAUUUCAGGAAGAUAAAAGCUAUCAAGAUUUCAAGCCCGAAAUUAAGCAAUAUUACUGCUUUAGGUUGUAUUUUGGUCUAUAUGUCAGUUAUAUUUCUUGGAUUAGAUCACAGUACACUACCAGCUUACUGGCUUUUUCCUGCUGUUUGCAUAGCUCGUGUUUCAUUGCUAUCAUCUGGUUUCUCUUUGGCUUUUGGAUCCAUGUUUGCCAAGACAUAUCGUGUUCACAGAAUUUUGUGUGGUGGAGGCCUCUGUAAAGAUCGAAUUUUGCAAGACUCCAAACUUAUACUACUUAUUUGUAUUUUAUUGCUUAUUGAUGGAUUUGUGGUUCUCCUCUGGAUUCUAAAAGAUCCCAUGGAACGAUACUUAAGCAAUUUGAAUUUAGAAAUCAGCACAGAAGAUCGUAGCGUUGUAUAUCAGCCACAGGUAGAGGUGUGUCAAUCACAACACACUUCAAAGUGGCUUGGAAUUUUGUACAUUUAUAAAGGAUUGUUACUGGUUGUGGGAGUUUACAUGGCGUGGGAGACUCGUCAUGUGAAAAUAUCAGCUCUUAAUGACUCGCAAUACAUUGGAAUAAGUGUAUACAGUGUCGUGAUCACCAGCGCAAGUGUUGUAGUACUGGCAAAUUUACUCGCAGAACGAGUUACAUUAUCAUUUAUUAUUAUAUCCGUUUUUAUAUUAAUUAGUACGACGGCAACACUAUGCUUACUGUUUUUACCAAAAAUUCGAGAUAUUUGGCGAAAAGACAACCGUGAUCUAGUGGUACAUAGCAUGGGUUUGAAAAUUGAAUGUAAUACAAGACGAUUUGUCAUGGAUGAUAACAGGGAAGUUUAUUAUAGAGUGGAAGUACAAAACCGAGUCUAUAAAAGAGAGAUAGCAGCUUUAGAUGCAGAAAUCCAAAAGUUAGAGAGAUUGAUUUUAGAGCCACACAUCUCGUCAACAUCAUCUUCUACAAUAACAAUACAAACUUCAAAGAUGGAAGUUUGUAAAGUUUCCGAGCACAUUGAUUUGGAAAAACCGGAGUACGGAACACUUACAAGUGGUUUACCCCUUCUACUACUGUCUGUUCUUCCCUCUGUUCCACGCGCCAGUUGGCCUUCCGCUGAGCACAUGUCGGUGCCAAUGAGACGUUCCGUUACAUUUAAUUCAGAACCUCGAAUGGAUGAGGAAACUUGUCGUUUGCCAUCAUUUGAUUUGAUAAACUUAGGUUUAAAGCAUCAAAGGUGUAUGGAAAAUAAAAGUAUCUUAGAUAAAUUAAAAGGUAUUUUUGGUUCACGAGUUCCAAGUCGUAAAACGUCUCUUGCAUCUGUAAAUGGGCAAGGCAUUACCGCGGCUUUUAAAUCUCAUAUGAAUUUAUUAACUGGAUUAGUGCCCGCGGCUCAUUCAACUUCUUGUAGCACACUAAACCUACCUGUUGUGGACCCAAAAGUACUUCGGAGACCGUCAUUUGCAAAAAGCGGCACAUCUAUUGAGAUAACAGAGCCAGAAUUUGUCGAAACUCGCAGGAUGUCUUCGGUGACUGUAAUAAAAACUCGUGAUUUCUCAUGUUUGAAAACAGAAUUAAAUACUUCAGAGUCUAAAGUAAAUUUUCUUCUGCCACCAAAUAGACGGUCCUCUAUUUUUCAAUUGGAAUCCAAAGUUCCAGAGCGUAUCAAAGGCUCUCCUCGUUAUCCGCAUAAAAUAAUGCCUACCAGCAGCUUAUCAUCUCUUGGAGAGCAACGAAUUUCUAAAGAAAAAAAAAGUAAUACAGCUUUAGAUGCAAGUACAAACAACGAAAGGCGAUCAAGACCUCCAUUCAAGGCAAGAUGGAAAUCAAUGGAUGAUUCAACGUGUACUACAAACUCUUUUGUGAGGAAAAAUACACAAAUACGCAGAGUUUUACCAACUUCACCAACCAUUUUAGAUAAAUGAAUACUUGUGACAA
Molecule: messenger RNA, 3983 nt
Organism: Culicoides brevitarsis
Lineage: Eukaryota; Metazoa; Arthropoda; Insecta; Diptera; Ceratopogonidae
Gene: GABA-B-R3
Product: gamma-aminobutyric acid type B receptor subunit 2
Exons: 15
Coding region: 167-3970 (1267 amino acids)
Biological process (GO): gamma-aminobutyric acid signaling pathway; G protein-coupled receptor signaling pathway
Cellular component (GO): G protein-coupled receptor heterodimeric complex; membrane
Molecular function (GO): G protein-coupled GABA receptor activity
Source: RefSeq, a predicted model, not a curated record